Lachancea meyersii CBS 8951 is the source of this 3303-nucleotide messenger RNA. Lineage: Eukaryota; Fungi; Ascomycota; Saccharomycetes; Saccharomycetales; Saccharomycetaceae. The record is from the annotation of a GenBank genome assembly.
AUGGACACCAACACGAGUCAGAACUUGAUCAAAUUCAGCUACUUUGAUCCAUUCGAUGUGUUCGAAACCGUUCGCAAGGAAUUGGAAGAUAGACUUCCGUUCAGCAAUCUUCAUUGGAAACCAUUGAAUGACAGUCUCCGCACUAUUUCGAGUCUACCGGUGAAAAUAGUGGCCGAAACGGACGAUCAAACUGCUCCAGACAGCAGUAAUAAGCCGCUCGUACUGUUUUUGGUGAUAAGUUGCACAUCCAUAGAUGAAUACAGGACUAAAGUACGUCCCUUGGUCAGACAAUGGCUGCCGUCUUUUGCUGGGUCAUCAGAGCAAGAUGAUCCGAAUGAAAUGCCGGUGAAAAGAAUCGCACUGCUGUACACCAAUUCGGGCGUGUCAGAAUCCAACCGUUUCAAAACGGUUUCGUUCUCUGAGAAAUUCAGCAAAGAUUUCCCAUUGCUUACUACAAUCGAGAUAAAGUCCAUCUACAGAUCAGAAAGACAGAAAAGCGACUUUUGGAACGGGACCAUGACCCGACUUCGCCGCUACACAAUGGAGACGUUUGAGCAGCGGCUGGACUUUAUGGAAAAACAGCGCCAUGGGUCCAGUGGUAGCGACACGAUCAAACUAGCCUCACUGCAAGAAAACAUACUGAACCUUUUUCUAUCGUUCCACCUCAACGACGAAGCUUCCAGAGAGCUCGAAAAUCUUAAACACACUUUGUUCCAAAAUUUGGAUCCAGCGUCACCGGCUGGCGAACUGGAGAUUCCUUUCCAGAUUACACAAAACGACGGCAAUAAGAGCACAUGGUCUUUUGCACCCCAUCUCGCUAAUCACAAGCUUACUGUUUUUGAGCUGAACAAGUUUUUCUUCUCUAAGCAAUGUGAGCUCAUUCAAAAUACCCAUGCGCAUGCCGCAAGAAAUGCGCGUCUUUACCAGCUCACCAAAUCAUUUCUGAAAACUAUCAACAAAGCUUUUAAAGAUUCGCCUUUGCUUGCAGAAUUCAAAUGGUCAUUCAUUGAUUCCUUACUACCCGUGUUCGACCAUGACGAAUCUAACAUCUAUCGCGAGAUUGUGGCUGAUUUGAAUAUAGUUCAAAGAGAUUGCUGGUUAGAUUUGGCAUACGCCUCGAAAGGCUUCAAACUUCUGCAUCGGGCGUAUCCUACAACUGGAAGAAAAGCGCAGCUGGAACAGUUAAAUGCCACGUUUAGCGACGAAGAACUGUUUCACAAAACGUACCUCAUCACCACGAAAGAAAUCAUCAGUCUUUUGAACAAUGACGACUCCAAGAAAUAUCGCACAGUCGACAUUCUAUCCAUUGAGAUUGGUCUGCUCCACUACCAACGCAAAGAGUAUGAGUCGGCCAUAACAAUUUUACACUCAUGCUACGAAUACUACAAAGAAUCCAGCUGGAACUCGUUAGCCUUCCGAUUACUUGAAUACUUCAUUGACUGUUUAUUGAACUGUUCCGGGCUGGGCACUAUCGCUAUAGGUCACGAAGCUGUCCCAACUUCAACAGUUUUGAGUAAUUCGAUACUCGAUUUGCUAACAUCAGUCAAUUCCGAUGAAUCCAAAGCCUAUUGGUGGGACCGGUUCCUAAAAAUUAACGAAAAGUGCAAUGGAAGUCUGAUCUAUCCAUUGACCAACUUGUUUGAUUUCCAUUUGGAAAGGAAACUCGUCGUUACAAAACCAAACAUCUUUGGGCUGAUCGUCAAAAUAACGAACGAAAGGAUACCGAAACCGAUUAUGGUCAAAGAUUUGCAGCUGAUACUAAAAAAUGACAAGAACGAGUUCCUGAAUUUUCAGCUCCGGGACUUUACGAUAACACCUGGGGAUAACACAGUCUCUUUGGAAUGUGCAAGAAUUCUCUUUGGCUCAUUCACAAUCGUGCGUGCAACGUGCACUGUAGGCAAAACCAUUUUAUGCAAAGAGUUUCAUUCCGGUGAUGAUAGCGUCAUCGUGCUGGAGCGUCCAAUCGAUGCUCGUAAUUUCGAUAUCAUCGUUUCUGCAUCAAAGCAGUUCGAGCUUGCAAAAAACACAAUAGCAUUGGGCUAUUUCAACAAGGAACAGGUCACAGCGUUCAAGCUUGUCUUGACUGCACUUCCCACCGAAGGCACUUCAAAGAUUCCUUUGUCCUUUAGCAAGAAAGGAAAUGAGUAUUCUUUUACCGUUGAUGAAUUUGACAUGUCAAGUAUCGACUAUUUUGGGCUAUUUCCAUGUGAGGAUUUUAAGCUACAACAAGAGCUUAUUUUUCGGACAAGCGACUGUCCUGACAAAGAGUUUUAUCAACGCGACAACAAGACCUUCAAAUCGACGUUACCAGUUAGUGUUUCUGUUGAGGAUAUUGUUCGAAAUGGUUCGUUUUUCUUUAAGUUUUUGAUCAACUCUUCGUCUCAGACCGAGCCAAUUCUGCUGCACAAAUCGGAUCUCCUGCCAUCUAAACCUGAGAAGUUUGUUGUUGAUGGCGGGUUCAGUCCUGAUACUCCUCUUAUGAUUAAACAUGGAGAUGAUAACACCUGUUACUCAUUUUUCCAGGUGACAACUAGAUUGUCCGCACUAUAUGCUAGCGAAGACUUCUUUCAUUUGAGGGUAGUCUUCAAUGAAUUGAAAGAUCAGCUGGAUCAUCUGGUAACGAACGCCAUUUUGAUUCAAGGCAAUCCGGAGAUUGCUGCCAAAAUGGAGUCACAUCAUGACACUUGGAACUCUAUGGUACUCACGAGGCUAGUUUACGACUAUGAGGCUUUUGAAAGCAGCUUUUUGGUUCGACUCGUUCCCGCCAAGGUCAGUGUGAGCGAACUUAAAGAAUUCUUAGCAUCCAAAAUUCAGGAUAAGCAGUUUUUGGAAGCUUCUGUUUCCUGUCUUCUAGUCAUACAAAAGGGAUAUCAGUUUUCACGCUUAGAAGCCGUGGAAUACACAAGGGAUCUGACGCCCUCUACUUUAUUGGUUCCUGUAAGCCUACCAUCGUUAAAGCAUCAUUUUUCGGUGAAUAUAAACCGCUUGACAGAUCCAGCGCUGGAAUUAGAGCUGGGUCAAUUGACACCCUUCUCGAUAAGCGUAACGGACGCAAUGGUUGAUUGGCAAAAACAAAACAGCGGAGACGAAGAUUACGUUCUUGAGCUGUUCAAUACCAAUGAGUGGCUCAUUGACGGGAAAAGAAGGUAUCGCAUAAACGGAGGAAGAAAUGACCACACUAUACGUAUGAUUCCACUGCGAAGGGGUUACCUGAAAUAUCCCAAAAUCGAAGUUACGGAAAACGGUCGAAAAGUUUCAGAAGUCCAUUACCUGAAUAUGAAUGAGGUUACAUUAGUUAUUUGA